Messenger RNA from Cariama cristata (Red-legged seriema), 1041 nucleotides. It is a transcript of the gene AQP1, whose product is annotated as aquaporin 1 (Colton blood group). The record is from RefSeq and is a predicted model, not a curated record. Gene Ontology annotation, molecular function: carbon dioxide transmembrane transporter activity; water channel activity; ammonium channel activity. Gene Ontology annotation, cellular component: membrane. Lineage: Eukaryota; Metazoa; Chordata; Aves; Cariamiformes; Cariamidae. The coding region runs from base 92 to 907 and encodes 271 amino acids. Gene Ontology annotation, biological process: carbon dioxide transmembrane transport; renal water transport; hyperosmotic response. The transcript has 4 exons.
CUCUUCAGACCUCAAAGGAAAAAUAUCAGGCAAAGCAAGGGAGAGAAGGAGAAGUGAGGAGAGGAGAAGGAGAGAGAGAGAGAGAGGAAAGAUGGCUAGUGAAUUUAAAAAGAAAAUGUUCUGGAGGGCAGUGGUGGCUGAGUUUCUUGCCAUGAGCCUUUUUAUUUUUAUCAGCAUUGGCUCGGCUCUGGGUUUUAACUUCCCAGUGGUGGGCAACAAAACAUCUACAAGGUCUCAGGACAACGUGAAGGUUUCGCUGGCUUUUGGGUUAUCCAUCGCUACCAUGGCACAAAGCGUGGGCCACAUCAGCGGUGCACACCUGAACCCAGCUGUGACCCUGGGCCUCCUGCUGAGCUGCCAGAUCAGCAUCUUCAAGGCGCUGAUGUACAUCAUUGCCCAGUGCCUGGGGGCAGUGGUGGCCACAGCUAUUCUGUCUGGAGUCACCUCCUCCCUCCCAAACAACCUCCUGGGGCUCAACUCGCUUUCGGAGGGAAUCAAUGCAGGCCAAGGACUAGGUAUCGAAAUCAUUGCUACCUUCCAGCUGGUGUUGUGUGUCCUCGCCACCACAGACAGGAGACGGAAUGACGUCUCAGGAUCAGCACCUUUGGCCAUCGGUCUCUCAGUUGCCUUGGGACAUCUUCUUGCUAUUGAUUACACUGGUUGCGGAAUUAACCCAGCCAGAUCUUUUGGCUCAGCACUGAUUGCCAACAACUUUGAAAAUCAUUGGAUCUUCUGGGUUGGCCCAAUCAUCGGAGGAGCAAGUGCUGCCCUGAUUUACGACUUCAUCCUGGCUCCCAGAAGCAGCGACCUGACUGAUCGCAUGAAAGUGUGGACCAGUGGCCAAGUAGAAGAGUAUGAUCUGGAAGGAGAUGAUAUGAACUCCCGGGUUGAAAUGAAGCCAAAAUAAAGAAGGACGAGGGAAAAUAAAAAAAAAAGCACAUUGGUUUCUGAAGAUUUUAUCAGUGUUAUAGACUCUUGUAAACCAGCAAGCAGUACUUUGUUUUUUAUUUCAAUAUGGUUUUCCAUUUGUUGUCCGCAAUC